Molecule: messenger RNA, 2847 nt
Organism: Macrosiphum euphorbiae (potato aphid)
Lineage: Eukaryota; Metazoa; Arthropoda; Insecta; Hemiptera; Aphididae
Source: the annotation of a GenBank genome assembly
AUGGAAGACUUGGAUUCAGUAAUACUCAACUUAAAAGCUUGUCUAAUAUCUACCAAAGGUGGAAUACAAUUAAGUCAAAUAGAAAAUGAAUAUUUUAAAGUAACUGGCGAACGAAUUCCAUUCAGGCAAUUGGGAUUUUCAUCAUUAGAAACCCUAAUACAGUCCUCUGGAAAGUUUACAAUUCAAAAUUAUGGUGGAAGUGUUAUUGUACAAGCGUUAGCUACUAGUAAAACACAACAUUUGACUGAGCUUAUCAAAAAACAGAAAUCAAAACCACCAAAAAAAAAACCAUUUAUAGGUUUUAAAAAUGCUCCGAGAAAAUUUGGUUCUUCAAAUACUUAUAACGGCUAUAACAGACCUAAACAGCCACUAAGACAAGGAAAUAGUGGCUUGAAUUAUGGACCUCCUCGAAACAACUAUCAAGGUACUUCUAUUCCUAAUUACACCAACACUUAUAAUAAAACACAGUCAACACAUAGUGAUAACAGGCAUAAUAAAUUCAAUAAUUAUGAGCCAAAAACAUUUGAUCAGAAUAAUUAUAAAAAGCCUCAGUUUCCUAUAAACAACUAUAGUGAUAAUACUAAGAACUAUAAUGGAAACUUACAAUUAAAUUCUGAUGUAUGUUUGCCUGAAACUAAAACUUUGAAUAAUCUAUCCAAUGAUAAUAGAAAAAAUGAGGUUAAAUCAGUUCCAAUUAAACAUGACAUAAAUGUAUUCAAUGAAAAUACCAACAAUUAUAAUAAAUUGGAACAAAUUCCACUUACUAGCAGUUGCAGUAGCUUAGAAUCAACAUAUAGUUCUAGUUCUGCUAGUUACAAACCUAAGCAUUCAUCACCGGACAAACUCCAAACAGGAGAUACAGCCAAUAUAAAUAACAAAGAUACAAUUACAAAAAAUAGCAUGCAGGAGAAUAAUAGUGAAUUCAAGAAAUCAUCACAUAAAUCUAUUCAGAAGUUUCCAUCAAUACAAAACAUGCCACCUAUAAAAAUGUCCACUGCACAAAGCAGACUUGAAAAAUAUCCUAAAAAAUGUGAAGAACAAAUUAAGGUUGAUGUAGAAAGCAAAUUAGAAAAACCAUGUGCUGCAGCGACAGAUUUGAUAAUUGAAGUUGAAGACCCUAAACAUGAGGUGUUUGAAGAAGAUAAGGACUAUAUUAACGAAUUAGAAACAUAUUUAAAACAUUUAAAUUUAUGCGAACCAUAUUAUGAGUACAUGGCGAAAAAAGAAAAAUCUGGGAAAAUACUUAAAAUAACGCACAUUUGUACAAUUAAGGUAAAUGAAAAAAGUGUGGGUAGUUCUUUCCCAGUUGAUUGUAAUACAAUCGAUUAUGCACAAAAAGUUGCUGCAAAACACGCAUUAACUGCUUUAAAAAAGCAAUAUGGGGAAAGUGUUAUUUACCCAAUUACUAAUGAUAUUAAUACAAUGGCAUCUUGCGUUAAAACGCUUUUAAAACGAGGUUAUGAAACUACUGGCGUUAUGGGUGAUCUCUUAGAACGUAUGUAUAGAGAGGAAUUUCAUGAAAACUUGCCUGAUAAUUGGGAUCAGCUUCUAGGAGUUUUUAGUUACUUCACAUUUGAUAAGAUAGCAGCUGCUAAUAAACUCGUUAUAUAUCUUAAUGAAAUUGAGAAUAAUCAACAAAAUGGUCAUGAAUAUACAAAUAAAGAUUUUGCAGAAGAACAAAACUUUGUUCCGGGUACACCAUUAUUAUUUGAAGACUACACGGAAAAAACCGUUCUCGUUUCUGCUAACUAUGGUUCAGCUAAUGUUUGGGUCCGUUUGGUUGGACAGAGUGCAGAUGAAAACUUUAUUCAAAUGCAAGCAAAAUUUAAUGACACAAUGAACACAGCAGGGUUAAGUAUCCCUGAUCAAGUUACUGAAGGUGAAUUUUAUGCUGUACUAUACAAUUCGUCCUGGCAUAGAGUACAAAUAUCUUCUGCUAAUAAUGAGGAUGGUACGGCUACAUGUUUUAUGAUAGACACUGGCGAGCAAUUGAACAUUGCCAAAGACCAGAUUUGUUACCUUGAACCAAUUUUUAUGAAACCUAAAACUCAGGCUAUUGAAUGUAUUUUAACUCAACUGGAUAAUUUUGGCACAUUCGAUGGUUUAAAAGAAUUAUUGGAUGAGAUGAUAUUGAAUAAAACAUUCUUCAUUGUACCAGAUUUAUUAGAAGAAGGUUGUGCAAGAGUCACUUUAUAUGAAAAAGGAAAAGUUAAUGUAAAUGACAUGAUCAUUCAAAGAUUUUUAGAAAAAACUAGUACAAAGCUUCCAUUAUUUGAGGAUCAAGCUAUUGUGGAUGGAAAUGUAUCAUCAAUUGUUGAGUCUGGCCAUUUAUAUUUACAAUUAAACAUUGACAUUGUUACAUCACUUGAAGAAAUCUUGCCAAACGAUGAAUUUUUAGACCAAGACUAUUUUUUGAAGAGCAAGGAAGAUAUUAGAAAAGACAAAGUGUACAUAACAAAGUAUGAAGCUGAUAAUAUAUGGAGCCGUGUUCAAGUUCUUGAUAUAAUCAAUGACUCUGAAGCCAAGAUAAUUUACAUAGACUAUGGCAAUAUUGCACAGUGUGAGAUUACUAAAUUAGCUGAUUUAGAAUUGUAUGAUCCGUUGAUGGCCAAGAUUGCCCCUCAGGCUAUAAAAGUAUCAAUGAAUUUUUUACCUCCAAAUACUAUGACUCCAGAUAUUGCCAACAAGAUAUUUACGAUAAUUGGGAAUGAUACAGUUUUAGUGAAUACAGUUAAUGCACCUAAUAACGAUGUGCCAUGUGUUCAACUUUAUAAAACCGAACCAGAUUCACCCAAUACACCAUACUGCAUUAACAUACCGUUAUAUCAAAGCUUAAAGAAACAAUGA